CAUUACAAAACUGAAGGUAAAAUUUGCAAGGACCCAUCCUAAACAAAUCAAGGAGGUCACUAACCUCUCGGCCUGUGUCACUGAACAAAGGUAAAACUGGAACAAACAAGAGCAGUAACAGAGAAAGGAACAACGGGAAACAGUCAACAUGAGAUUCUGGCACCUUCUAGUAAUCUUCACCAUACUGUAUUCUGAUGGAUACUGCAUUGAAUUAACUGGGCUGUUUGGAAGGAUCUCUUCUCCUGCGUUCCCGAAACCUUACCCUAAUGACCAGACUAUGACUUGGGAUAUUAAAGUUCCUGUAGGACAUCGGGUCAAGAUUUAUUUCACCUACUUCAACCUGGAGUUAUCAUAUUUAUGUGAAUAUGAUUAUGUUGAGCUUAAAUCUAAAGGGACAGUGGUGGCUCAUUUCUGUGGAACGGAGUCUACAGAUACUGAGAAAGCCCCAGAAAAUGGCUCCUUCUACUCCCUGGAUAACACAAUGGCUGUGACUUUCAGAAGUGACUUCUCCAAUGAGAAAGAGUUUAAUGGCUUUGAGGCUUUCUACGUGGCUGAAGAUAUUGAUGAGUGUGAAAAACAAGAUGAAGACACAGAGGUAUGUGACCACUUCUGCCACAAUCACAUUGGAGGACAUUAUUGCAGUUGCCGACCUGGCUUCAAAUUGCACACAGACAAAAAAACCUGCAUUGUUAAAUGUGAUGAUGUGACCUACACCACACGUUCAGGUGAGAUUAUAAGCCCAGACUUUCCCAAGAUCUACCCUAAAAUGACAAACUGCAGAUAUCGGAUUCAAGUUGAAGAAGGAUUCUUUAUCCUGCUAAGGUUUCUGCACUUUGAUGUAGAGUCACAUCCAGAUGUUGUAUGUCCUUAUGACCGUUUACAGAUCAUAGCUGGUGGGAAAGCCCUUCCUCCCCUCUGUGGUGAGAGUUUACCUCCAGAAAUUGAUACAAGGAGCAAUAAGGUGGACAUUGUAUUUACAACAGAUGAAUCAGGACGUCACACAGGAUGGAAAAUGCAAUACACAACCAAAGCUCUUCCAUGUCCUGAUCCUCUGCUGCCACCUAAGGGUCGUUUUACACCUUUUCAGAAGAUCUAUGUGGUGAAGGAUCGCCUUUCACUUUCCUGUGAAAAAGGAUAUGUAUUGGAACAGAAUAAGCAGAUAUUAUCCUCAUUCACUGCCGUGUGCCGGACUGAUGGGACGUGGGAUAAAUCUCUGCCGAAAUGUGUCAUUGUAGACUGUGGCCCACCUGACAACCUGGAAAAUGGGAAUUUCACAUUUGAAACAGAGCAUAAAGUGACUACAUAUAAUGCACAGAUCCUGUACAGAUGUCAUGAACCAAUUUACUUAAUGAAAGAAAAACAAGCUCGAUACCGGUGUGGAGAAGGAGGACGCUGGGAAGAGGUUAUUACUGGAAAUGAAACACUCCCAACCUGCACACCCGAUUGCGGUAAGAAAAAAAUCCGGGCCCAUGGAAGAAUAAUUGGUGGCCAGGUUGCCAAGCUGGGUGAUUUCCCUUGGCAAGUUUUCAUAAAACCUGAAGGCACUAAAGGCGGUGCUGGGGCGCUACUUAAUGACAGAUGGGUUAUAACUGCUGCUCAUGUCAUCUAUGAGGAAAACGUGAAUAAUAUCAUCUUAAAAAUGGGAGUAAUCAUUAAAAACGAUGCCAGUGCUUAUAAAGCAGUUCCCGAACACAUUUAUGUCCAUCCAGACUACAAGGAUGAUGGCACCUUUAAAAAUGAUAUUGCGCUGAUUCAAUUACAAGAUAAAGUCCCGUUAAAUGAAUACAUCUUAGGAAUCUGUCUUCCAACCAAGGACAAACGAUUCCAGAUAAACCACGCUGAGAAUGGUCACAACGUUGGGGAAGUGUCUGGAUGGGGUAGAACAGAGACCUCAAAACCAUCAAAGGAGCUGCUUUAUGUUGAGGUGGACAUUGUUGAUCAAGCCAUCUGUAAUGAUGCCUACAAGAAGCUUAAUUCUGUAGUCACUGACAGUAUGUUCUGUGCUGGUAAGGAAGGGAAGGAUUCUUGUGCAGGAGAUAGUGGUGGGGCACUGGUAAUUGAAGAUACUGUCACUGAUAAGUGGUUUAUUGGGGGCAUAGUAUCCUGGGGACCAAAAAAGUGCGGUACUGCAGGUUUAUAUGGUGUAUAUACUAAAGUAGACAGCUAUCUUAACUGGAUUGAAGACACAAUGAAAAAUGCUGAUUAAUCAGAAAAAGAACCAUAAAGUUACCAAGCCCUCU
Messenger RNA from Bufo bufo (common toad), 2240 nucleotides. It is a transcript of the gene MASP2, whose product is annotated as MBL associated serine protease 2. NCBI's taxonomy places the organism in Eukaryota, Metazoa, Chordata, Amphibia, Anura, Bufonidae. Gene Ontology annotation, molecular function: serine-type endopeptidase activity; calcium ion binding. The record is from RefSeq and is a predicted model, not a curated record. Gene Ontology annotation, cellular component: extracellular region. The transcript has 11 exons. Bases 149 to 2206 code for a protein of 685 amino acids. Gene Ontology annotation, biological process: complement activation; proteolysis.